UUCUAGCGUCCACGCUUGUAACGCACGCCGGUGCCGGGGUAAUCGCGCUUUUCUCUGAAUAAGCUCAAACAAGAUAAGUUUCAAACCCCAAACGGCCGCUCAAAUUUCCCUCGAGGGGUAAUUAUGCAGCGCGCGCAGAGGUGACGUCCUAUUACUUUAGUCCCAAACACUAACAAAUGCCACUAGAGUGACAGUCGGGCUAGAGUGGGGGGAGCAACGGACGUCCAACCCGGCGACCCGGAGUGAUGAAGAGGUCUUUGGGAUGCGGGGGAUAGGAAGGGAUGCUCUGCAGCGGUUGUUCAGUCACUGAAUCGUAAAAGAGGACGCAACAAUGAGCCUGAAUGGUUAAGACUGGAUAUUAUCUGAGGAACAACGCAUCACACUACUGCUGUAAACUGAACGUUGCGGGAUUUUGCUCACUGCUUCAAAAGGAAUUCAUUGCAGUUGUUCAACGUGGAUCCACUGCACCAUUCAGGUAUUUAAGUGUGCAUAAUAGAGUUUCAUGAAGAAUGGCCAGAUUAUCAUAAUGCUGGAAUUAACUCCCUAUCCUGGACUUUUGCAGAUAUGGGAUAUGGACCACAUUGCAGCGCCAAAAUGAGAAGUCUGUGGGUCGGUGUUUUGUUCAUGACAUUCACCUGCCAUCUGAGCCUUUCCCAGUCUACUACAGGGAUUCCUAAAGAGUCAGAGCUCAAUGAUAACAUCACAGUAUUCACACGAAUCCUGGAUGGAUUGCUGGAUGGCUACGAUAACAGACUGCGACCUGGGCUUGGAGAGAAAGUGACAGAAAUUAAGACCAACAUCUUUGUGACCAGCUUUGGACCAGUGUCAGACACUGAGAUGGAAUACACCAUUGAUGUGUUUUUCCGUCAAAGCUGGAAGGAUGAGCGUUUGUGUUUCAAGGGGCCAAUGGAGAUGCUACCUCUGAAUAACCUGCUGGCCAGCAACAUCUGGACACCAGACACCUUUUUCCUUAAUGGCAAAAAAUCCAUUGCUCACAACAUGACAACGCCCAACAAGCUUCUGAGACUGAAGGAUGAUGGGACAUUGCUGUACACCAUGAGAUUGACCAUAUCAGCGGAGUGUCCCAUGCAGUUGGAGGAUUUUCCUAUGGAUGCUCAUGCCUGCCCACUCAAAUUUGGCAGCUAUGCCUACCCUAUCUCAGAAGUGGUGUAUAAAUGGACUAAAGGCCCUGGCAUGUCUGUGGUAGUGGCAGAGGAAGGGUCACGUCUCAACCAAUACCAUCUGAUUGGCCACACUGUUGGUACGGAAGAUAUCAGCACAAGUAGAGGUCAAUACACAGUCAUGAUGGCCCAUUUCUACCUGAAGAGGAAGAUCGGUUACUUUGUGAUUCAGACCUACAUGCCCUGCUUCAUGACUGUUAUUCUGUCCCAAGUCUCAUUCUGGCUCAACCGUGAAUCUGUCCCUGCCAGGACUGUCUUUGGUGUGACCACAGUGUUGACCAUGACCACCCUCAGCAUCAGCGCCCGCAACUCUCUUCCUAAAGUAGCAUAUGCCACUGCAAUGGAUUGGUUCAUCGCUGUUUGCUAUGCCUUUGUGUUCUCUGCGCUUAUCGAGUUUGCCACAGUCAACUACUUCACCAAACGCAGCUGGGCAUGGGAUGGAAAGAAGGCCUUGGAGGCUCAGCAGCCUAAAAAAAAAGACCCACUGGCACUCUCCAAAAAGCCAAACAAUGCCUGUUUGUCUGGAGUUAACUUCACGAAGGAUGCAGCUAUCUCAACCAUCUCCAACAGCACCACUGUCCAGUUGAAGAGCGCUGAGACCAAGCCUGCAAUGGACCCCAAAAAGACUUACAACAGCGUCAGCAAAAUUGACAAGAUGUCUCGGAUAGUGUUCCCGGUCCUCUUUGGGACUUUCAACUUGGUCUACUGGGCCACAUAUCUCAACAGGGAACCGGUGAUUACUGGAGCCGAUUAGCCCCUGCUAAGCCCCCUAUGCCACUGCGACAUUCCCUUCACAACCUCUUUUUCUUCUCCACUUCAAUACUCGACGACAAGCUGACCUUGCAAAAAACGAUGACGAGCACUUAUUUACUGCACCUCUCACUUUGCUAUUCUAUAAGAGGAGUGCUCCUGGUGAAUUUUCCUCCUGAUAUCAUAAAUUGCAUGAUAGAUUCAAAGCUCUAUGGGAAUAUAAUUGCCAUAUCUGCCUUGACUUCGUACUUUAUAUUUCUCUGGUUUCCACAGGUUAUUGCAUUCAUUUUACAAUGAAUUGAGAGCCACAGAAGCUCCCAUUUCAGUCAUGAAAAUUUUCCAAGGGAUGUGAACAAAAAUGAAUACAUUUGGCAUCAACAUUAUCACAGUAUAAAAAAAAAAACAUAUAUUGAAAAGAAGUACAGCAAGGCCAAAUGCUAUGCAAAAACCAUUUUCUACUAUGUUGAAAUGGGUAAUUGCUUAUAAUGAAACCCUUGCUUUGUAUUAACGCAUUUCAGCCUUCUCUUCUUUUUUAUUAGCUUUAGCAUCAAUGGUGUAAGGCAGACAGAUGCUAUGCUAAGUUUUUAGCCAUGCUAAAAAUGUUGCCUUCAGAGGGAUUACUUCAUACGCGUGCUCGGGAAUGUCCCACAAUUACUGAUUUCACUUUCGUUUGUCAUUUGUUUCUAAGCUUUUUUGAAGUAGCUAAAUAGAAUUGUGCACCUUAGGCAGCUUUUCACAAUUUAGACCAAGAUAUCCUGCAAGGUGAACAAGGUUGGGUUGCAGCGAAUCAUUUGUACAUAGCUUGUGUAUGCUUUGCUUUUAGCGUAGAUGCGGCUUAACAUUAGUGAGGAAGAGCUGAAAAUGGUUCUGAUUCACUAAUCUAAUGUGCAGCCAAAGCGACAUGAAUGAUGGUGAAAACGCAGAUUGUAUCGUGAAAUAUUGUAGGCUUUGACAGAAUGUGGCAUUUCUUUACAGUUAAUAGUUUUCACAUUGGCUUUUCAUGCUGUUUAUGCGAUAGCCAUUUUCUUAUUUUUUGUCUGUGUUGUAAAUUGGCCAGUGGGUUUUCGAGGUUGGAACGAGUCAGCAACAGCCUUAAACGUUGACACCUAGUGAUAUUUUCUUUGCGCUACCAUGUAGACUAAUGUGAAAGGAUCAGGUAAACAGGUCUGAAAACAAAAUAAAAGAAACAUUCACAUUUAAUAAUUCAAACAUUCAGAUUCUAAAGACAGGAAAAGGGCGAGAAUGAAGGCCAACUGUACAGUAGAAAGGUGGAACCUGCUAUUGUCAGACAUGUUCAAAUUGGAUCUUGUUGGAACUGAAAUGUCACACCAUAAUGCCAUCUCUUCAACCAAAACGCAUGGCUACUUAUUUGGGGAAUGAAAUGGAAGAGCGAACAAUGACCUUGAUAGUCCAAAAGUGCGACUCAGAAAGAUUCGGUUUUUAUCCUGUAAUCGUUCUAUUCUGAACUUGUUACGUGAAAGUGAGACGGCACAAAAACUAAGUGACCCUACAGAUGAUGUGUAGCUCAUUAAGAGGCCAACUACAAGAGCCAUUAAGCUCCUCUGUACACCACUCAGGCCUAUAGGAGAAUGAAUCAUUACAAGAGUUCAAGUGAGUCAGUAAUGUGCUCUUUUACAACAAUGGAUGUACAGCUGUUCCUCAAAGCAUACAUGUCUGAAGCAAUAAAUUCUGCCUGAUAUGU
Messenger RNA from Sinocyclocheilus anshuiensis, 3633 nucleotides. It is a transcript of the gene gabra5, whose product is annotated as gamma-aminobutyric acid type A receptor subunit alpha5. The record is from RefSeq and is a predicted model, not a curated record. Gene Ontology annotation, biological process: monoatomic ion transmembrane transport. Bases 565 to 1935 code for a protein of 456 amino acids. The transcript has 11 exons. Gene Ontology annotation, molecular function: extracellular ligand-gated monoatomic ion channel activity; GABA-A receptor activity. Gene Ontology annotation, cellular component: membrane. Lineage: Eukaryota; Metazoa; Chordata; Actinopteri; Cypriniformes; Cyprinidae.